Messenger RNA from Lodderomyces jiufengensis, 2856 nucleotides. RefSeq lists its product as uncharacterized. Gene Ontology annotation, cellular component: cytoplasm; nucleus. Gene Ontology annotation, molecular function: small GTPase binding; nuclear import signal receptor activity. The transcript has a single exon. Lineage: Eukaryota; Fungi; Ascomycota; Pichiomycetes; Serinales; Debaryomycetaceae. Gene Ontology annotation, biological process: protein import into nucleus. Bases 1 to 2856 code for a protein of 951 amino acids. The record is from RefSeq and is a predicted model, not a curated record.
AUGUCUUGGACUCCAGAUCAAAAUGCAUUAGAACAAUUAAAACAUAUUUUUAAAGGUACUUUAUCACCUAAUAAUGAAGAAAGAAAAUUAGCAAAUGAUGCUUUAAUUCAAGCCAAACAAAAUUCAGCAAUUGAAAAUUAUUUAUUUACAUUGUUAAUUUUUGAUCAAAAUACAAAAUCAGAUAUAAGAGCAGCAGCCGGUAUAAAUUUGAAAAAUUCUAUACUAAAAAAUAAACAUAAUUCAAAUCAAAUUGAUAGAAGUUUUAUAUUGGAUAAUAUUUUCACUGGAUUACAAAGUAAUGAAGUUCUAGUUAGAAAUAUUACUGGGAAUGUCAUAACUUCAUUGUUUUCAAUAUAUGGAUUAGAAAAAUGGAGCUCUUCAUUGACUAGUCUUAUUCAAUUAGCGAAUACUCCACCACAAGAUAAUGGUGAUAAAAAUUAUUCAACUCAAGAAGCAGCAAUGAGUGCAUUAGCUAAAAUUUGUGAAGAUUCAUAUAUACAAUUAGAUAAAGAAAUUAAUGGAGAACGACCUUUAAAUUAUUUAAUCCAAGAAUUAUUAAAAAUUUUAGAUCAAUCACAAAGUAUAAAAAUUAAAUUUUAUGUUAUUCAGUGUAUUAAUCAAUUUAUUUUAUUAAAUACUCAAUCGUUUUUAGUUAUUAUUGAUUUAUAUUUACAAAAAAUUUUCCAAUUAGCUCAAGAUACUGAUGGAUCAAAUUUAAAAGAUUGUGAAAUUCUUAAAAAAAACAUAGUUACUUCAUUUUUAUUCAUAUUGGAAACAAGACCAGAUAAAAUUGCACCUCACAUUGAUGGAAUUUUAAAUUAUUGUUUACAUUUAAUGCAAAAUCCUAAAAACAGUAAUGAAGUAAGUUUAGAAGCAUGUGAAUUCUUAUUAGCUUUAACAACAUCUACAGACUUUAAUCAUGUUUUCUCAACUGAUAAAUUAAAAAUUAUAUUACCAAUAUUAUUAGAUAAGAUGAUUUAUUCAGAAGAUGAUAUUUUGGCGAUGGAAAUUGAAGAUAGUAAAGAUGAUACAAACAUUGAGGAUAAAGAUGAAGAUAUAAAACCAACAAUUGUAAAGUCUAAAGAUGCAAGAGCUGUAUCUAAUGGAACUACAAAAAAUGGUCAUAUGAAUGGGAAUGAUAACUCCCACGAUCAAGAAGAUGACGAUGAAGAAGACGACGAGGACGAGGACGAAGAUGAUGAAGAAGAUGGAGCAGGUACACAUUGGAGUUUAAGAAAAUGUUCAGCAGCAACAUUAGAUAUAUUAAGUGAAAAUUUACCACAAGAAGUUUUGGUAUUAACGCUACCUAUAUUACAAUCCAAAAUAUUAUCAAAUGAAUGGCCAGUAAGAGAGGCAGCAAUAUUAGCAUUUGGAGCAAUGAGUAUAAGUUUUAUAGAAUUAGCAAGAGAUAAAUUACCUGAAUUAGUUCCAUUUUUAGUUGAUAAAUUACAAGAUUCAGAACCAAGAGUUCGACAAAUUACAUGUUGGACCUUAUCAAGGUAUGCUACUUGGGUAAGUGAAGAAGCUCAUGAAGGUGGUCAAUAUUCGAAUUAUUUUCAACCUACUUUUCAAUCUAUUAUUAGUUGUGCAUUAGAUUCUAAAAAAGUUGUACAAGAAGCUGCUUGUUCUGCUUUGUCUUCAUUUAUUGAAGAAAGUGACUCAUCAUUAAUUGUAAUAUACCUUGAAGAAUUAUUAAAUCACUUUGCAAAAUGUUUUGCUAUAUAUCAAAGAAAAAAUUUAAUUAUUUUAUACGAUUGUGUUCAAACAUUUGUUGAAAAAAUGGGAUAUGAAAAUUUAUCUAAAGAUCCAAAUUAUUCAAAUAUUUUAUUACCACCAUUAUUGAAAAAAUGGAAUUCAUUAAGUGAUGAAGAUACUGCAUUAUGGCCAUUAUUAGAAUGUAUGGCUUCAGUAGCUGCAAAAUUAAAAGAUCUUUUUGCACCUUAUGCUAUUCCAGUAUAUGACAGAGCUUUAAGUAUUUUAUCAAAUUGUAUUAUAAUGGAUCAAAAUUGUCAAACUGAUCCAACUAUAAAUUCACCAGAAAAAGACUUUAUGGUAACUUCAUUAGAUUUAAUUGAUGGAUUAAUUCAAGGUUUUGAAUUCCAUUCAAUAGAUUUAAUUAAUCAUGAUUCACAAAAUUCAAAACCAAACACUAAUUUAAUUGAUUUAUUGUUAGUUUGUUUUGAAGAUUAUAAUCAAGAUGUAAGACAAUCAUCAUAUGCACUUUUAGGAGAUUUAGCAAUAUUUGUAAUUGAUAUUUUAAAACCUCAUUUACAUUCUAUAUUUAUGAGUAUUGGUAAUGAAAUAAAUAAUAGAUCCCCAGAAACUUUCCCCAUUUAUAAUAAUGCCAUAUGGUCAUUAGGUGAAAUUAUACUAAGAUUACCAAAAUCAGAAUUUGAAAAAUAUUUGGAGAAUUUCAUAAAUCUAUUAAUUCCAAUAAUGAAUGAUUCAACAUUACAACCAACAGUAUUGGAGAAUUGUGCAAUAUGUUUAGGUAGAAUGGGAGAAAAUGGAUCUGAAAUAUUAGCACCAAAAUUAAUUGAAUUUAUUGUCCCCUGGUGUAAAAAUUCAUUACAUUUAGAAGAUAAUGAAGAAAAACAAUCAUCUUUAUCAGGUAUGAUUAAAACCAUAAAUAUGAAUCCAGAUAAUGGUUUUGGUGGAUUAAAUACUCAACAAGGUAAAGUUAAUUUGGCGAAAUUUUUAGAAGUUGUUGGUAAUUAUACUGAUGCAUCAAGUGAAUUACAAAAUCAAUUCUUACAAUUGAUUAUGAAUUAUAAAAGUUUAAUAGGUGAGGAAAUUUGGGAAAAUCAAAUUUUAAAAUACGUUGAUGAAUCAUUAAGACCAAAUAUUUCAAUAUAA